Andrographis paniculata is the source of this 1485-nucleotide messenger RNA. RefSeq lists its product as uncharacterized. The transcript is spliced from 2 exons. The coding region runs from base 862 to 1293 and encodes 143 amino acids. Lineage: Eukaryota; Viridiplantae; Streptophyta; Magnoliopsida; Lamiales; Acanthaceae. The record is from RefSeq and is a predicted model, not a curated record.
UGCACGAAGGAGAUGUACUUAAAUACUUUCGUCCCGAUCAAAAGUUUGGUAAAUUUAAUCAUAUUAUCUUGUGCAAGUCUUACAUUUUAAAACUUCUUCGGGUGAUUUGAACUAUAUUCAGUACGGAUUUCCAUAUUUGUGAAAUACAUGACAGGCUGCCCUAAAAUGUUGUCAAUCACCAAGUUGUAUAAGAACACGGAUUCUUCCCGUGUAAAUCACAAUUCAAAUGUUUAUUUAAAAGCCUAAUGAUUCGUCAGUAUCCUUUGGUGUCAAACUGUGAUAGUUGAUUUGGUAGUGUUGCUCGUUAAUAUAUAUACAUAUAUAUAUCACAUUUGUCGGGGUAUUCGCAAUUUCCGUCCUUAUAUGUAACCGUCUUUUCAAUUUGUGUCCCUAUAACAUUAAUUUCGUAAAAAAUGUCCCUCUUUUUUGCUAAUCUGCGCAAAAUCUAGUCUAAACGGUAAUUAGAAGAAUAUUAAGGGUAAUUUAAGAACGCCGUUGACGGAGUAGGCACGUGCCACCCACGUGACCGUGCAUUAGACCGAACCGGUUCUCAUUAGACCUGGUUCUCCACCGAACCGGUUCGGUUCAAUCCUGGUUCGGUUCAAACUGCUCCAUAUCUUCUCCAGACCGAUCUCAUUCCCCCAUUUCUCAGUCCAGUCGCGAGGAGCCCUAGGUUCUUCGAGCAUCGCCAUCCUUAAAUGAGCUAGAUUGAAGGUAGAGUUUAGUUGCUCGUUCCUCCAAUUCUUGCCGGAUUUCAGAGAAUAAGCUCGACGUUUUCAUCCCGGACCAAUUUCUCAAGAAAUCCGCGGAUUGUGGAGUCCCCAAUCGAGGAUAUUCCAAAGUUGGUGUGUAGAUGUGGAUAUGAGCUCCCAUUGCUUACCUCAUGGAGCACAAACAAUCCGGAAACGUGGAAAUUACUGUGGUGUGUUUGAAUGGUGGGAUGAGGAACCCACGGAUAGAUAUAAGGAAGUGAUCAAUGCAUUGGUGUCUAAAAUUCAUCGGCUUGACAAUAUUCAGAAGCGAAAUAACGUCAUCGACGUGGAUGACGAUGUUGUUGAAGUUGACGUGCAUGAAAACCAAUUGAUGAAGAAGCUAAAUCUAUUGGAAGAAGGAGUUAAAAGGAUGAAACGCCAGAACAACAAACCUCCGUCGGUGCACAUUGGCUAUGUUAAACAGCAUAGCAGUUUAAUAUUACUUAAUAUGGCGGUUAUUGCGCUCAUUUUUCUGGUAUUCGGCUUUAUGGCGAUAAUCAACACCACCUCACCUCCGAAAUUGGCUAUCGCCAAAGGGUAAUAUUAGUGAUAAUGUGUUGCGUGAUCCAGGUGUUGGAUUGUUGUUGUUAUAUCGUAAGUUGAAAUGUUGAUGUAUUGUGUCGGUCUAUUGUGUUGUUGUAAUAUUUUUUACUUGAAACUCAGCUUUGGAUUUGGAUUCUCGUGUUGGAAGGAGCAUUGCUUGUUAUUGUAUGAAGAAAUGUUGUAUUCGUAA